This is a messenger RNA of Pungitius pungitius (ninespine stickleback), 1828 nucleotides long. RefSeq names its product G protein pathway suppressor 1 (gene gps1). Gene Ontology annotation, cellular component: COP9 signalosome. The coding region runs from base 278 to 1747 and encodes 489 amino acids. Lineage: Eukaryota; Metazoa; Chordata; Actinopteri; Perciformes; Gasterosteidae. The transcript has 15 exons. The record is from RefSeq and is a predicted model, not a curated record.
GACGUCGGGCAAAUCCCCAACGGUCCAGAGCUGGUUUAAGGGAGAGGUUUGGAUUGGGCCGAAGAAACGGCAGCUGUCAAUCUGGGCCUUCACGCGAGCCGUAGCGCGAACAUUAGGCCCAGCCUACCAGAGACUCGAAUGGUAGUGUGCACGCCGCACAUCAAAAUCUUUAUGAUAUAUCCCCCCCUCUAACAAUAACCAGCCCGGAUAAAAUGCCUUUGCCUCUGCAAGUGUUUAACUUCCAGAACUGACUGAAGCGCUUUCUGAAGUACCAGUGAUGUCUGAAGCUUCGGACGUCGUCAGUCUCGUGGGGUCUGUAGAGCCCAUGCAAAUAGACGCGGACCCCCAGGAAGACCAGCAGAACGCUCCGGAUACCAAUUACAUAGUGGAGAACCCAACGCUGGUAUUGGACCUCGAGCAGUAUGCCACCAGCUACAGUGGAUUAAUGCGCAUUGAAAGGCUUCAGUUCAUCGCUGAGCAUUGCCCUCAGCUCCGAGUGGAAGCCCUGAAGAUGGCCCUCACCUUUGUCCAGAGAACCUUCAAUGUCGACACUUACGAAGAGAUCCACCGCAAACUCACAGAGGCCUCACGGGAAGUGCAGGGUGUGCCAGACACUGUACCUGAGGGUGGUGUUGUUCCUCCACCCCUGGAUUCAGCCUGGGCAGAGUCCACCAGAAAAAAGGCUCUGCUCAAACUGGAGAAACUGGACACUGAUCUCAAGAAUUACAAGGGAAACUCCAUUAAAGAGAGCAUCAGGAGAGGUCACGAUGACUUGGGGGAUCACUACCUGGACUGUGGAGAUCUCAGUAAUGCCCUCAAGUGCUACUCCCGAGCCAGAGACUACUGCACCAGUGCUAAGCAUGUCAUUAACAUGUGUCUGAAUGUCAUCAAGGUUAGUGUUUACCUCCAGAACUGGUCCCAUGUUCUGAGCUACGUCAACAAAGCCGAAUCAACGCCAGAGAUAGCAGAGCAAAGAGGGGAGCGAGAUAGCCAAAAUCAAGCUGUCCUCACCAAGUUAAAGUGUGCUGCAGGUCUGGCAGAGUUGGCCUCUCGAAAAUAUAAACCAGCAGCCAAGUGCUUCCUGCAGGCUUCUUUUGACCACUGUGACUGCCCAGAGCUCCUGUCUCCCAGUAAUGUAGCCGUCUAUGGAGGCUUAUGUGCAUUAGCCACAUUUGAUAGACAGGAGCUGCAGCGUAACGUCAUCUCCAGCAGCUCCUUUAAGUUAUUUCUAGAGUUGGAACCUCAAAUCCGUGACAUUAUCUUCAAGUUUUACGAGUCAAAGUACGCAUCUUGUCUCAAGCUGCUUGAUGAAAUGAAGGAUAAUCUCCUGUUGGACAUGUACCUGGCCCCACAUGUCAAGACACUGUACAGCCAGAUCAGGAACAGAGCCCUCAUCCAGUAUUUCAGCCCCUACGUGUCAGCAGACAUGAUGAAGAUGGCCCAGGCCUUUAACACCACAGUAGCAGCUCUGGAGGACGAGCUCACGCAGCUCAUACUGGAGGGGCUUAUCAACGCUCGUAUCGACUCCCACAGCAAGAUUCUGUACGCAAGGGAUGUGGACCAGAGGAGCACCACGUUUGAGAAGUCGCUCCACAUGGGCAAAGAGUUCCAGAGACGAGCCAAAGCCAUGAUCCUCCGUGCUGCUGUGCUGCGCAAUCAGAUCCACGUCAAAUCUCCACCCAGGGAAGGCAGCCAGGGGGAGCUGACACCAGCCAACAGCCAGACCAGGAUGACCACCAACAUGUGAAGAUCAGGACUCUUGCUCUGCUGACAACAGUCCCAGACUGGAGGGGAAGGGUCUCCAUGUCAUUCAUCAAAACCAACCCGA